AUGACCAAUGCCACGACUGCUGAAAACAACAGCACGAAUUACUACGAAACCAACAAAGAAAAGUGCAACCAAACGUCAAAUAAUGAUGAGGAACUACAAAAAUGUAUUAUCAAUACGCUUCGUAUACUGCACGACGACUGCUCUAAUAACACAAGCAAUAACAGUUCCCACCUAAACAGCCAUUGUGCAGCUACCAACAAAAUAAAAUUAGAUUCAUUGAAUAAUACUAAAGAAAAUGAAAUUCAGGACAAAGACACAGUUUUGAAAUAUGUAUACAAAAAAGGCGACAAAGCAGAAAUUCCCACGAAAGAUAAAGGUCAUAUCAAAAACAGCUUACGACGAAAACGAGCGACAAAUGAAUUACACAGCAGAAGCCCACUCCCCAGCAAGUUCCAAAAGCCCAUAACAGUCAAUUAUGAAACAAUACAUGGACCUAGAGAAGUAGAACCCUUAGCACCUCUCCGAAAUACAGAAAACAAAAUACUAGGAGCCGACCUAGCUGACUUUAAUAUUGAAACUGUUCAUCAAAACACUGAUGCAAACAGCAAGGAAAAUAUAGCCCCUAAAACAAACAACGACUCGAGUGAGGAAGUUCAUUCAAAUGAAGCAAGCAAUGAAAGAAGUAACAACAGAAAUUCCGUUAGAAAUACUGAAGAUAGUAGAGAACGUGGAGAAUAUAAGAAUAGAAAAUCACAAAGUGAUCAUGACAGCAGUGGUGAAGACAGAGAUUACCAAAAUAGGAAACCCACUCGGGGCAGUUCUGAACGGGAUGACUAUAAAUCAUCUAAAUCAGAAAGUGAUGAAAGUGGUGAACGCGGUGAUUAUCGAAACCCGAAAUCUAGUCGUGAAAACGAUAAUAGUGCUGAGCACACAGGUUAUAAAAAUAGACAAUCUGGACAAUAUUUAGAUACUAGUGGAGAACGUGGUCACGAAAGGGGUGAAAGUGGAAACCGUGAAAUAAAUAAAAACGAUAAAUACAGACAAGAUCAAGACGACAGUGGCGAACGUGGAAAUUAUCAAAACAAGAGAAAUGGCUCCGGUGAAACUUACAGUAGUGCAGAGAGUAAUGAAAAUAAUCGCAGACCUGACACCAGACCUUCCUCGCGACAAAUUAAGGAAGACGAUUCAGGAAGUGAGGAAAAUAGGAAAAGUGAUCCCAAUAGUGCUGAAAGUCAAGAAAGUGCUGAGACCGGCAACAAAAGCUUAAAAUCGCGCGGUAGGGAUUAUGCGCCAAGAACAAAUGAAAAGUACCUUGAGAAUGACAGGUCUUAUGAAACACCGAAUCAUCACAGAAAGGGCCCAGAACUGUCAAAUGAAAACAGUGACGAAAGCAACGAAGGUAAAGAAACUAAACUACCACAAAAAGAGGCAGAUGACAACAAUCAAGCUUCACCAGCUCCCAUUCGUGAAAUUGACUUAGAUGACUUUAGCUAUGAAAGGGUAAACGUAAAUAAAGACGGGAAAGUUGAACCACUGAAAGAUAAUCUUGAGCUCGUAGAUCCCAAACAAGCUGUAGAAAUAUUACCACUUUCCACAGCUUCACCAGACACAGCUGAAAAUAAUAAUAAUGCACUGAAUUCGUUGGCAGAGAGUAAUGCUCCAGAAACUCCAAAAUUAGAAGGAAAUGAAAACAAACUAAUUCAGAUAGAUGAUGGCGAAGUUAAACCUGUUGUUGAAAUAAAUCCUGAGAAAGAUAGCGAAUCAAGUGAAGAAAAUAAUAAAUCAAACGUAAGUGAUGAAGUUGAAAGUUUAGAAUCAAUUUUAGGAGUAAAGGAACCAGAAAUUGUAAACGACAAGCACAAUGAUCAAAAUGACAAAAUAGUCGAGCAGAAGGCAGCUCAAGAUGGAGACGUAAAACAAGAAUUUGAAAGAAUUCCAUUGAAUUACAAUCAUGCUAAGAAAAGUGAAAAUGGGAACAGUCAAACUGAAGCCCCUAAAGAUGCCACAGAAGAAACGCCAAGCGAUGGUACCCUAGACGUUUUUAUACCUGAUAUCAAAUAUGACGAGCAUUUAAAAAUAAAGUUUGAUGAUGUAUCUAUUAAGUUACCGGACAUCAAAUUGCCAGACGAUAUUUUAGCAUACACUAGAGAUGGUUCUCCAUAUGCUCAUGAUGAUGACGAUGAUGACAAAAAGAAAGAUAAUGAUGAUAUUUCUAGUUAUAAACCAAGUUACUACCGUAAUUACGCCGAUAGAGGAAAAUCACAAGAUAAUAAAAAUGCUAAAGAAGAUGACGAUGAUUCAGAUGAUCAUAAUGAUGAUCACGCACCUCGUUAUUACGGAUACCAUGGUGACGAUGAGGAAAAACAACAAUAUAAAAAGAAGGAGGCAGAAGCGAACGAAGCAGACGAAGAAAGUGAUGAAGACGAAGAUUUGUACGAAAAGUUUGUUCGUGAACGAUUUGGCAAACGAGGCACAUUUGAGAAAAGGUCUGAAAAAUUAGAAGCUAUGAACCCUGUUAAUCCUGAAUUGUAUAAAACUAUUAAACACAUUCUUAAAAAGACUGCAGAUAUUGAUGAACAAGCUAAAAAGAGCGGAGAUCCCAACGCAGGUUACAUGUGGACUCUCGAGUAUGGAGAAAAGUUGUAA
Helicoverpa armigera (cotton bollworm) is the source of this 2586-nucleotide messenger RNA. RefSeq lists its product as uncharacterized. The record is from RefSeq and is a predicted model, not a curated record. Bases 1 to 2586 code for a protein of 861 amino acids. The transcript has a single exon. Lineage: Eukaryota; Metazoa; Arthropoda; Insecta; Lepidoptera; Noctuidae.